AUGGCCAAGUACACAGAAGAACAGUUGUUCGAAGCACAAGAACAAGCAUAUAACCCUAAGCCAGACGUGUUGGAGGCUUUCAACCAGUUGGUUGAGUCCGUCAGAGAGCAUGUGGCCAACGAGAAGAGAAGAGAGAAGUCCAACGGUGACACCUACAUAGACGAGCACGGAAACGAGAGAUCGUACCACCACUUGAACAGAAGAAGAUUGUCUCGUUCAGGCAACAAGCCAAACUUGAGAAAGAAGGCUGUGGAGACCACUGUGGACGAAGAUGGAUGGGCUACCAUGGCUAAGCCAAAGAAGUCUUUCGGUGCUGAGGAGGCUUUGGACGAGAGAGCAAAAUUCAGAGAGUCUAUCAAAGAGACUACUGUGAAGGUGAGACCAAACAAUAAAAAUUUGGGUUCGUCCAAGGCGGUGGAUCCAAGAGACGCAAUUGCUGACAAGCAGACAAACACAUUUAAUGCUUUCGAGGCAUUGGGGGAUGACGACGAUGAUUCAGAGUAA
Sungouiella intermedia is the source of this 504-nucleotide messenger RNA. The record is from the annotation of a GenBank genome assembly. Lineage: Eukaryota; Fungi; Ascomycota; Pichiomycetes; Serinales; Metschnikowiaceae.